Danio aesculapii is the source of this 3408-nucleotide messenger RNA. RefSeq lists its product as uncharacterized. Bases 1 to 2313 code for a protein of 770 amino acids. The record is from RefSeq and is a predicted model, not a curated record. Lineage: Eukaryota; Metazoa; Chordata; Actinopteri; Cypriniformes; Danionidae. Gene Ontology annotation, molecular function: protein binding. The transcript has 13 exons.
AUGAGCGCUGUGACAGCAUUGGCUCAUGGUGGACGUCAUGUUGUUUCCUGCUCGUCUGAUGGAAAGCUGAAUCUGUGGCGUCUGGAUGAGCAGACGAGGCCUGUGAAGGCCCUUCCGAGGGCUCAUGGAUGCGCAGCGGACUGGGCCGCUGACUCGCUCACUCUUUGUCUGGAUGACACUGUGCUCGUGCUGCAGAUGGGCCACUGGCUGCAGGUCAGAGAGGUGCAUUCUGGAAAAGUGCUGUACGUGGAGAAGGAGUCAUUAGAUGUUCCUGUGGUCACAUCUGCAUGUGAUGGACGGCUGCUGGUGGUUUUCUAUGAUGGCUGUCAUGUGGUUAAGGUCUUUGAUCUCGUGUCGUCCUGUUCGCUGCUGUUUUGUGUAAACCUCACUCUGGAAUUUGAGCCCAUCCACAAAGACCAGUCCAUCUUAGUCUCCCGUCAAUGUGCUAAAGACUACGUUCUCUUCGCCUACAGGGACGGAGGAGAGGCGGUGGUGUUCAAUGCUAAAGGUGGAGUUGUGUCAUCCACACUGAAAGCUCAGCACCCUGCAGCGUCAAUACAAGCUGUAGAGAUCAGCUCUCAGUAUUUACUGCUCUUCUGCAGAUACCCUUAUAAAAGACAGAGUGAAAUCAUUCAUAUUGAACUCUUCAGCGCUGCAUCUUUCCAGUAUCUGCGCUCUAUCUCGGGUUGCAGUCAGGACUACAUUUCCCAGGUCACACUUGCAGGAGGCGGGUCCCACAUUGUGGCCUUUUGCCCCACCCCUCACCAUGGCACAACUGAGAUUAUUAUCUGGAACAUUGAGACGGAAGACCAUAAACACAUUGCGCGAUUUCCUGGCCUAAUGACACACGGGGUGUGUUCUGACCUGCGGUUCUGUGUGGGCUUUUGUGUCGGAGAGAGAUUUUUACGCAUGUGGAACUUGGGAUCCAGAAUAAAUGACCAAACACUCACAUACAACGUGCACAAAGCACACAUUGAUGGCACAGCGGAGAUUGUGACCAUGCAGAGAAACCCCAGGUAUGUAGUGUGUCGAAGUACACGUCCCGGUACGGUGAGGAUCUGGAACGUGGUGCGGGUGCGACUGAAGGGUCGUCCUGUACAGGUGGAACAUGGCUUGUUCUCGAGUUCAGACAUCGUUCUAAUACGAGACCUGAAAAUCUACAUACUGUCAGACCGAACUACCUCCAACUUCACUGAUGCAGCGGUUUACCAGACCCUAUUGGUGUACGACCUUCUGAAAAAGAGUUACAUCAAGAAACAAACCGGACUGUUCAUCGUGCCCUGUCCUCAGCAGGACUAUCAUCUCCUGGAGGGUGAAAUACUGCUGGGCCUUUCAGAAACACGGGAUCAUCUGAUAUUGUGGGAUCUGGACUCUGGCUAUAUUAAAGGACGUAUUAAGACAUCCUACAAAGAAAGUCUGCUCCUCAGCAUGGACACAGAUUCACAGAUUAUGCCCUCAAAGAAGAAGACAGGUCUAGUGAUGCCAUGGGACAGGCGCACCGAAACCCAGACUGCAAAAAGGAGUCGACAAGAGCAUGAGGCGAAGAGAAAGAAGGAUGAACAGAAGCUCCUCGAAAGAGAGAAGUUCAACUCUAUAGACCAGUAUCUCCUCAGUGGAGAUGAGCAGGUAGUCAUAUGUUCAUACUUUGCCCAUCAUCUCAACGUCUUCAGUGUGGUUUCUGAGGAGCAUCUGCACACGCUUGAGGACCGAUGGUCCCUUCUGAGCCUCCGUACUGCUGCAAUCACUCAUAAUGGAGAGCACUUGGUGGUUUCCAACUACAGCGAGGCCCAGCAUGCUCCAUUCCUCACGCUCUGGGACACACAACGGGGCAUGGUGCGGAAGAGAUUGAAAAAUGAACCUGGAAUCUGUUGCAUUGCUAUAAGUGACGAUGCCUGCAGAGUGGUGUUCGGGAUUGCAGGAUUCAACAAACUGAAAGUAUGGGAUCCAUUCCGGAGGAAGCAUAAAAACAUCUCUGGUUACGGGAGUUUAAAUCUUAACUGGUCCAGCCAGCUCUUUAUCACUGAAGGACAAUCCAGAGCCAUUUUAUUAUCAGGCGCAGUGAGCAUGUGGGACCUGGAAAAUGGGACGUUGCUGUCCGUCUUCACACCUGACUCUAAGAUCCAGAGCAUCUCUCUACUUGGGCCAAACAAUGGCACAUUGCUUUUAGGCUUUAGUGACAUGUCAACUCUCAUCACCAUGACGGUCAGCCAACAGAACGCACACACUAAAUCCAGCACUGCUCGUGGAAAAGACCUGUUUGGGGAAUCCAGUAGUAGUGAAGAUGAAGAACAUGAACUAACAAAUCAGUCCUGACUGGAAAAGAAGAUCAGUGUUAAGGAAGCUAUCCUGAAACUGUAGCUUGAUAAGCUACAAGCAGCUCAUCAUGAAAACUAGCUAAGCUACUGUCACUUCAAAAUAGUAGCUAACUACACUACUAUUUAUUUCCUAAAAGUAGCUGUAGGUGGGAUCAACAAACCACCUGUAGAAACAAACUCAUUCCUCUCAUUGACACAUUAACCGACACAAACACUAUGCAUUUAUGAAGUGUACUUCACACAGGGGAUUAGGUUUGACAAACCACUUGUAGAAACAUUCUAGCACUAAGUUCUCUGAGCACAAACAAGUUACUUUGUAUAACUAGCACUUCUUGGGUGUAUUGCCUCUUCUUGUUGAAUUGCUGGAUGUUUCCUAAAUAGCUUUGGACAAAAGCAACUGCUAAAUGACUAAAUGUAAAUGUAGCUGGUUAAAUUGAAGCUACUUCUUUUGCAAAGGUGUGUUUAACAAAAAUAUGUAUUAGGGAUGCUCUGAUAGAUUGGCUGAAGAUUGAUAUCAGCCGAUAAUCACAUUUUAUGACUUGAUCAGUACUCGCCAAUCUGGCCGAUCUCAAAAAUAACCCGGAAAUCAAGGAGAUGAGAGUGAAUUAGCAAGAGAACAGAUUGUGGGUGCCAUUGUGAUUUUCUAAGCUUUACAUUUGUUAGGUUAGAUAAAUAGCACAAUAAAGACAUCUCGAGUGCACAUCCCUGUCUCUCCCAUUGAGUGAUCGAGUUGCUCUAAGGCUGUCUAGAGCAUAGGAGCUGUGGUCACAGACGUGCUAGUCGGAGAGCAAAAUAUUGGAAUGGCCUAGCAUGUAUUUAAGCUUUUUUACAUGUACACUGUAAAACCCAAAAAGUUAAGGUAAGUCAAACCAUUUGAGGAAACUGAUUGCAACAAACCAUUUAAGUUCAAAAACUAUUUCAAAUGAGUGUUGUGAACUUAAUCCAUUUGAGUAAAUGAAGCAAUUUGAGCACAGUAAAACCCAAUAAAUGAAGAGAACUCAACCCAACUGAGUACUGUAAAACCUAAUAAAUUAAGGCAACUCAAACCAUUUAAGGAAACCAAUUGCAACAAACUAUUUAAGUUAAAAACUAA